Messenger RNA from Adineta ricciae, 1404 nucleotides. NCBI's taxonomy places the organism in Eukaryota, Metazoa, Rotifera, Eurotatoria, Adinetida, Adinetidae. The record is from the annotation of a GenBank genome assembly.
AUGCGAAAGCUAGCACCUACUGGAAUUGCAGCCGCUGAAAUUGGUGGUAUGACUAUCCAUUCAUUCUUAGGUGAACAACGCAAUUCUGGAAAGCCACGAACUAUUAAACCAGGNCCGAGUGUGUUUUUACUUUUUCGUAAUCAACUCUUCUAUAUAGCCCUCCUCUCAGGCGCGGAUGAAAUGUUUUCUUCAUUUCUGUCACAUCCCUGCCCCGUCACCCCGCCUCCAGCCAACCUCGCGGCUCAGCAUUCCUCCAAAAUCAUGUUUUACGAAUCGAGGGAAUAUCGAGAUAGUGGUCGUCUUUCAUCAACAACAUUAUUUAUCAGUGGUGAUGUAGCUAAUCUAUAUACAAUGAUACCUCGAGAUGGAGCAAUACUUGCUUUACAGAAAUUCUUAAAUAAAUAUACUCAAAAUCACCGAAUUACUGGAAUGACAAUUGAUACUAUAACAAAACUGGCUCGUUUAGUUUUGGAUACAAAUUGUUUUGUAUUUGAAGAUAAAUAUUAUUUACAAAUUCGUGGUGAAGCUAUGGGAUCACCAUUUACAAUGACAUUAGCAAAUAUCUAUAUGUUUGAAUGGGAACAAUCAUUAAUUGAAUAUCAAAAGGCACACAAUGAAAUCUAUGACCGAUAUAUUGAUGAUUUCUUUAUGAAGACGAAUUCGUUAUCUGAUCUUAAAGUUCAAUUAAAUAUUAUCGAGACAAAAGAUGCAAAUACUCGAAUUACUACAACAACUAGUUCAAAAAUAGAAUUUCUUGAUGUACUAGUUGAAAAUAAUCAUGGACAACUAAGAACUUCAGUAUUUCAUAAACCAACAGCUGAACCCUAUAUUAUACCAGUUUUAUCAGAUCAUCCACGUCAUGUUCAUCGUAAUACAAUCAAGGGACAAUUAAUUCGAGCAGCACGUCUCUGUUCUCAUCUCGAAGAUUUUAACAAAGAAAGAUUGAAUAUUGAAUUUACUUUACUAUUAAAUGGCUAUCCAUCAAGAUUCAUUUCUUAUCAUUUUAAAAAAUUCUUUCAACAAAAUAAUAUUUCACUCUUAAUGGAAGAACCAGAUCAAACCAUAUAUCAAAGUUUUCACCGACAUCUAAUAAAUAAACCAACACGAAGAGAACAUCAAAUGCAACAACGACCAUCAAAUAUAAAUCAAUGUCAAUAUACAAAUAAGAAAGCGAUUCGUGUACAUUAUACUUUCGAAACGAGUCCAAUUUUGAAGUUCAGCGAUGAAUUACGAAGUCUACGGAAACAACACUACCAAGAUAAUCAUCCACUUAUGAAACAUGUCGCUUUACAUAUAGGUACAACCUCCAAUAGAAAUCUAAAUCAAUUAUUGGUCAAAAAGAAACCGCCUCAAGCAAAGUUAAUCCAAGUUUCACGCAAUACCGCAACAACAGCACAGGAUUAA